Messenger RNA from Phaeoacremonium minimum UCRPA7, 699 nucleotides. Its product is annotated as putative nonribosomal peptide synthase -like protein. Bases 1 to 699 code for a protein of 232 amino acids. The record is from RefSeq and is a predicted model, not a curated record. The transcript has a single exon. NCBI's taxonomy places the organism in Eukaryota, Fungi, Ascomycota, Sordariomycetes, Togniniales, Togniniaceae.
AUGCGCACAGUUGGUCUCUUCCUUGAGCCACUCCCGGUGCGCAUCGCAUUUCAGCAACAUGCACACACAGGCGACAGAAACACGGACGGCAUCUUCCCCCGAGCGCCUCUCACCCGUAGCGAGUAUGUCGCCGCAGUGCAGUCGCUGUCGCAGCGGGCGCUCGCCAACGCAAUGUCCUGGGGGAAACUGCUCGAGCACCUCGGUAUUAGCGGCACAGACGUGCUGCCUGACCACCCACUCUUCGACUGCGUCGUCUCGUACCACGAUAUGCGGCCGACGGCGGGCGGGGCCUGGAGGCAACUGGAUUUGAUGGACGGCGGCACAGUAGAGCCGCAGUUGGUCUGGAGUGAGGGCGCCAAGUUCAAGUUAAUGAUUGAGUUCAUGGCUCUAAGUGACGACGCGCUUGUAAUGCGUCUCGAAUACGACGACACGUGCUAUGAGGGCGUGGACCACGUCGCCGCUGUCGGGCGCUUGAUUUUACGUGCCUUUGAUGCCGUCAUCAGUCCGGUAGACAGCGGCAGUCAUGACAGCAAUCAUGUCAGGAGCGAGCAGUCCUUUGCUGAGGCCCGCGAGGAAAUGAUGAAAAUUUGGCGGAAAGAAGAGUCUGCCGCUUUUGUGCCUGGACAAUGUGAUUACCAGCUUGUUGAUGAUGUUGGUGACCUCUUCCAAAGACCCUUGGGGAGCAUCGAUUGUGCCUAG